AUGAGCGACAUGGAGAUCAUACCAAUACAAAGCUUGUCACUGGACAAUGCACCGGAUGAAGGCACAUCAAUACGCGGAAUCGUGACGCUUUCAUGGCCAUACUCUUCUUCAACGCGACAAUGUGCUCUCCUGAUAGCGGAUCUGGACUUUCGAUUGCGAGCGAAGAAAGGUCAGGUGCGCGUCAGGUUCACAGCAGCAAGCGCAGAAGCGAUUGCAAAGGCCCACAUUGGCAUUGGCGAUGAGGUCGUGCUGCAAUUGCAAGGCGCGAAAUGGGCACAGGAUAUCGAGGUAACGCGCACACCGGGCAGAAGUGUAGACGGGGAGUUGCUGUACCGGAAUAGGCUAGGCCUCACACUCGCUAAGGCAGACGGAAGUAUCGAAAUUGAUAUCAAUGCGACCACGCCUCCGCGCGUUACCGAGCAGCUGGAGAACGUGAUUACGGCGACACCAUUGCGACGCACCGUGCAGACUGUACGUUCGAGCUUCAACGGUUCCCUAGACAGUCCACCAACCUAUAGCUCUCCACCUUUUGCUCAACGGCAGCGCCUGUCUAGCAACACCUUUCUCGGUUCUGGUUACGACCCUUUCUUUGACGUCGAUCUAGACGUUGAGCACCCUGCUAAACGGCAAAGGACGUCCUUUGGAACUAUCGGACAGUGGCGAUACGCGGAAGGCUCGCCAUCCCCAGAAGAAUCUUUGUUUGAUGGCGAUGUGACUGGCGAGGUUAUUAGAGGCAACGACGAAAUGCUCGAAGUUGCUCAAGAUACACUCGGCGAGGCUCGAAUAAUCCUCGUACAUGCUCCUGGAGUUGCUGAAGUUGUGCAACCAGAAGAUGCCAUGCAAAUCGACAGCGUAAGCUUGCUAGACCAGGCCACAGCCUUGAAUUCAGACGUGUCGUUGUUGCCUGAUAUAUCACCAACCUCAGUAAUACCCGACAUACUACCUAUCACAAUACCUGCGCUACAGCCCUCUGAGCUACAUGCAUCUCACCUAAAACUGUCAAUACCUGGUCCGCAUAUCACGUCGGCCGAGGAAGAAGUCGCGCCUUCGACUCCUCUGCUGCAAGCUGUGCCAAACUCUGCACUGCCAAACCCUUCACCAUUUGCUAGUAAGACUACGCUCACUCACGCUGCCCGAACUGAUGAUGACUCUGCUCCAACAGAAGAGAUCGUCAGCACGGUCACAUCGCCAGUCGGAUUCUCACAACCAGGCAAACAGGACGAAGGUAGCACGAUAGUUGAGGGAGCUGCGGACCUCAUCAUCAAUGGUCUCGAGCCGGGAAAGUCGGGUGCUCUGCAAGAAGCUAUUUCCGACGCAGCUGAAAGUGGUGGACAGGCUGCAGCUUCUAUUACGACUGUCGCUCGCGAUGACCUCUUUGCUGCUCCAUCAACACCCAUCAAGCUUCCUGGUCAGGCAUUCGGCUUUGACGGCUCAUCUUCAGCAAAGUCCGAAGCUCGUAUUACGCCGCAAUCUGAGCGCGAGCGAGUCAUGGCGCAGACCUUUAGGAGCUUAUUCGGGUUUGCGAAAGCACCUAUGGAGCAGACCAAGGCUGCUCAGCGGUCCCCAAGUCCCGCACCCCAAGUCCAAGGGCCCAAGGGUGUAUCUGUUGACGGACAUGACUUCAAUCCUGGAUCUGUGAGUCUAAUAAGCACACGCAGCAAGCAUAGUCUGUCGCAGUCGCCGCUACCGCUCGAUCAUAAUGCUUCCGCGCAAACGAGAGGCAUUACCGGUGCAGAUGCGGAGAUGUUCCAAGCAGCUGCGACAGAAGCAUCGGCCAGCCAGGUCCAGCGUGGUGUCCCGAUUGACUCCAUUUCGGACUUCACUCAAGACCUCUCGCAAGAUCUAGCAAAACAUGGUGCACGUGGUCUUGACGAUAGCAUGGUUGCAGACACAGCUUCAAGCGCCCCAGAAGUAAUCGAUCUUCUCUCAAGCUCAGACAUUGAGGGACAGGUAGGGGACGAGGAAGAACAUGUGGCAGAGGAUGAGCAGGUAGAAGACGAAGAGAUCGAAGACGGGCAAGCAGAUGACGGUCGUUAUGUUGAAACGUACAAGAGAAAGCUUGACCCCAAGCUGGGACACUUGGAGGCACUAGCUGACUUUACUGAAGCGGACGACUCGGUCCUGAGCGAUCGAGACGAAGCGACGACAUACGAGACGAACGAGCUCUCUACGCAGCAGGAUUACAUGGCUGCCACACAGCACGAGGAUGGCACUAUUCAGAGUCCUUUCAUACCAGAUUCUUAUGAAGAUGAUCAGAUAGACAGCUCGUCGCAACAAGCUUCUGAUGCAAGGCUUCCCGCUCGAACGUCUCACUUUGCGGACAAGUCAGUCACACAAUCUGCGUCACGCAGCGAUGUAUACAGUGAGCGGCCGCUGGGGGAAGCUCUUCAAAGCAUGGAAGGUGGAGAGUCCUUGGGGGCUACAGAUCACAGUCUCUCCUCCGAUGAUGAUAUUGAGCAACGGAGAUCUAAUUUGAAGUCUCCACCACCGCAGUCGGUAGAUCAGGAAGAUUUGCAAGAUCUAGACGAGCUUGGAGCCGUGUCUCCUGGGAGCCCGGCUCGCGACGAUAUGUCACAAUGGCCACCAGUCGCCAGCUCACAUCCGACAGAAAUCGUUGAGCUUGCCUCGUCCUCACCGGUUCCACUGAUGGACACCGACCACAUCGCUGAUGGUGUCAACGAGACGACUGGAAUGUCUGCCACCAAUGUCGCUCAAAGCCCUGCCUUUGACGACUUGAUGGUGAUCGAUGCCGGCGGUGAUCCCGCACCGAAACUAUAUGACGUACAUACACCUCGCCGGUUCUCUGUGGAGUUUCAAGUGAGCGAAUUCGCAUCGCAAGCUGAAAUCAGAUCCAAAACGUUCGAGUAUGACGAUGUGGAGCAAACAACACUCCCGAAGAUUGAUGAGUAUCAGGCUAUUGAGUUCCGUCGGGCACCGCCAGCUGUGUCAGAUGACGGGGAUCAGAUUGUAGUGCAGUCCUCUUCGCCUCCAGUCGAUGAUACUCUGCCACGUCACGGCAGUCUUCAUGAAGCAACGGCCACCUUCGAGGAGUUGGCGAUUCCAGCGAAUCAAGAUCAAAUCGGAUCAUCCUCAUCAAUACCGCAAGUGAACGAGCUUCUAGACGAGCAUGACGCCCAUUCCAGCCCUAUCGAGCCAGCUCAAGGCCUGCAACUGCCUACUCAGGUACAUCGACCUGUACAAUAUUCGUCACUGCCUCCUACACCGAUAGAGUCACAAUCUCGAACAGACCACGACUUUUCGUCUACUGUCGACGACGUGCAGCGGAGACUACAAAGCAGCGCUCUACCACAUACGCCGCAGCUCACUCAGAAGGAAUCGGAUCUGCAAGUGUACGAACAGCCAACUAAUAUCCAGGACUCGGACAUACCUUCGUUGAUGGACGAACAUACGUUGGCGGAGCAGGAAGUGCAUGAGAUGCAGAUCGAAGAAGUUGAGACCAUUGCUCUAGAUGUAGGACUGCAUGGCGAUGCACCAAAGGGCGACCUAAUGGAUCUAGAUGUGAGCAAUGGGCUCGGAAUCGGCCAGUCCGUGGACAAGGCCUUGCUAGGAGGCAGUGAUCAAGGCAUCGAGGAUGACGUAAGCCUUGUUGAGCCGGAAGCUCAGACACCGGAGAUUCAAGGGCCCGCAGAGGCUUCAUUGCACGAGGCUCGCGAUGAUCCGCUGAGCGGCGGCGUGGUCGACAAGGAGGAGCACUUGGAAGGUACUGAGGCCAACUGCGUACCUACAGAGCUUCAGCUCCUACCGAAAGAUACGCACGCACCUGCCGAGCUACGCGAGAGGAAGACGACUGCCCGGAAGUCGUUGAAGAGUCGCUUGAGCAACGUGCCCGACGUCAUCUCAGCAUGGUUCUCGCCAAAGGGAUCUGGUAAUGGGGGUUUAGCGGGGACGACGACAGCGACCUCAGUGGCCAAACGGGCGAGCAAGCAAGCUCCGGGUCACGAUGUACAUGAUUUGACGAAGGACCAUCAGGCUGGAACCGAGCACACUGGAUCGUCGCACACAAGUGAUGGCGUGCUUACCACCAUGGCCUAUUUUACUUCUCUGUCGGAUCUGCAUCGGAAGCUAAAUAUGUCUAGCCAAGACUUCCACGGGGCCAACACUGUCGAUGUCCUUGCUGUCGCAGCGGAUAGCACUAAGGCGCCGGAACGAGCGAAAGGUGGACCUCGAGACUACUACACGAUCUUUCGUGUCAUGGACACAUCUCUAGACUCAAACACAGCUGUGAGGGUUGAGGUAUUCCGCCCUUGGAAGGCCGUACUGCCCGUUGCUGAGGUCGGCGAUGUGAUCCUAUUGCGAUCGUUCACCAUUAAGUCCAGAAAGCGGCAGCCUUAUCUCCUUUCUACGGAUGCAAGUGCCUGGUGCGUCUGGCGGUACGCAGAAGGUCACAAAGAGAUGGGCGAGGAUACACGACCUGUGUGGGCUCAUAAACAUUCCGAGAGCCACACCGGCGAAGUGCGCGAGGAGAUCAAAGGUCCUCCAGUCGAGCUUGGAGCAGAAGAACGCCGGCAUGCGGAUGCUCUGCGCAAUUGGUGGAUGACAGCUCAUGCAAACGGACGUGGCAAUGAUUCACACGAUGUAGAGGAUGAGCGUACGCAUGAAGGUCUCACAGGAGAGGUAGCAAAGCUAUAG
Molecule: messenger RNA, 4650 nt
Organism: Recurvomyces mirabilis
Lineage: Eukaryota; Fungi; Ascomycota; Dothideomycetes; Mycosphaerellales; Teratosphaeriaceae
Exons: 1
Coding region: 1-4650 (1549 amino acids)
Biological process (GO): telomere maintenance
Cellular component (GO): chromosome, telomeric region
Molecular function (GO): DNA binding
Source: RefSeq, a predicted model, not a curated record